Molecule: messenger RNA, 1849 nt
Organism: Mercenaria mercenaria
Lineage: Eukaryota; Metazoa; Mollusca; Bivalvia; Venerida; Veneridae
Exons: 2
Coding region: 292-1611 (439 amino acids)
Source: RefSeq, a predicted model, not a curated record
GCGACGUUAGACACAACCUCCUGAUGAGGUCUUUUAAAUACCCGCAGACGAGUUGGUUAUUUCCUAAAAUCAGUUACUUGAUUACUAUUCAUUGAAGAAACUCAUAACUAUUCAUCAUAACAGACAAACGUCAACUACAUAUUGGUAGAUAUUGUAAUACACCCGUCUAAAGCAAAAAGGAUAGACUAAACGUUAAAGAUGAAAACCCAUGAACAUUCGAGUGUUUCAUAAAUUAGGUUUUGAUAAAAUAUUAAAUAGCACCAUGUCGUGAGUUCACAUGUACAUAUUUCAAUGGCUUACCAUAAUAGAUAUGACGAAAAAUGGACUGUCCAAUGGAUUGUCACAAUUGUUGUUGUACUAGUGGUCUAUUUUGUAUGGAAAAAAAGACAUUUAAAGACGAAAAAUAUUGAGAAGAAAGAAUUGAACACGAAAGAAAGUCAGACAGACAAAUGCGCACUUUUGUCUUCGAAAACACAAACAGACAAAAGCAUUCUUGUGUCCACGAAAACACAAACAGUAAAAAGUAAAUGGUUCACAGAAAGGUUAACAGAAUUCGACACACGGGAUUUAGGAUCAGAUGAAGCAUUCGACUUUGUCUGUGAAAUAUGUGAUGCUGGAAAAGAGGCCGUUGGAUUCUGUCUUUGGUGUGAACAAUAUUUAUGCCUGAAAUGUUGCAAACAUCAUGAAAAGAUAAGAUUUAGCGAAAACCAUGUGCUGAAAGGGAAAGAGGAUUAUUUAUUUUCUAAGAAGCAAGUAUCAAUGUUCGGGAGAAAACUUGUCCCAGUGUAUGCGAAAGAUAUAAGUAAUUUCUUUACAAUACUGAUUGAUGGAAAGGAGGGAAACUUUGUUCCUAUUCUACAGGAGGGCGGACGCCUCUGCACCCUAUCUACGUCUUCCAAUUAUAAAAGGUAUCACAAUAUUACAGCUGAGAAGUAUUGCGCCCACAAGUAUCAAGAUCCUGAAACAGUGUUCAUCAUUGGCAAGAACAAAUGCAUAAUGCGAUUUUGCACAAAGCAUAAAAUAGCAGUCAACUGUUUUGUCACCCUAACUAACUGCACAAGUGUUACUAAAUUUAAUCACGGCCUUGCAGUUGCUCAGUAUAUAUCAACCCGCUACUCUGUGCCAAGUUGGAGUAUUCAGUUUCUCGAUUUUAAAGGAAAUAUAAACAGUUAUGUGGUUUACGAUGCAGAAGGGCGCCCUUUGUUUAAGAAUAUUUACAGUCUAACGGCCGACAAUACUGGGAAUUUACUGUAUGUGUGCGACCAGACGAGUUGCACGGUCUCUGUUUUUGGCACAAAUGGUAAACUUGUUAGGAAAAUAGCAUUCAAUUUAGACGUAUACCCACGAGAACUGGUCUUUGACAGUGAAGAUAACAUCUAUUUGGCAUGUGCGUAUCAAGUUAUCCAGAUCGAUGCACUGUGCAAAACAUUCAGAGUGCUGUUCACAUUAAAUGUAGAUCGGAAAAAUCCAAAAGGCAAUGCUAUAACACAUAUCCGCUUCAACAAAUGGACAAACAAGAUAACCAUUGUGGAAAAUGCAAAAACAGUCACUACAUUCUCAUUUCUUCCUGAAUACUGUCGCAAAUCUAGUAUUCACAAGUUCCCGAUAUAACUUUGCUUUAAGCUCAAGUGUUACAUGUAUACUCUGUGAAGCAAAACGAUUCUUGACUAAAACUAUCUCGUGUUAUCUACGUUGUUUUCUUUGUUUUCUAGGCUGAGGCACUCAGAAACAUUACUUAUAUUGAAGGAAAAAUGACGGAGCUCGUGCAUCAGCUGAAAGAUAAACUAAGACUAAUUAAAAAUGAAUUUUAAAUGUAAAUAAAAGUAAAGUAAAAUCAAAAACUCCAGAA